This is a messenger RNA of Verticillium alfalfae VaMs.102, 2235 nucleotides long. Its product is annotated as multidrug resistance protein. Gene Ontology annotation, biological process: transmembrane transport. The transcript is spliced from 3 exons. Gene Ontology annotation, molecular function: ABC-type transporter activity; ATP binding; ATP hydrolysis activity. Lineage: Eukaryota; Fungi; Ascomycota; Sordariomycetes; Glomerellales; Plectosphaerellaceae. Gene Ontology annotation, cellular component: membrane. The record is from RefSeq and is a predicted model, not a curated record. The coding region runs from base 1 to 2235 and encodes 744 amino acids.
AUGAGGGUACGACACGCAAGUCGGCGACAGCGGACCAAGCUGUCGGGUGGUCAGCGCCAGCGUAUUGCUAUCGCCAGGAGCAUUGUCCGAAAGCCGAAAAUCGUCAUUCUUGACGAGGCCACGAGUGCCAUCGACGUACGGGGAGAAAAGAUUGUCCAGGCAGCGCUAGACAGGGUUGCCCGCAACAGAACCACCAUCACCAUUGCCCAUCGCCUGUCCACAAUCAAGAAGGCCGACAAGAUCAUCGUCCUGAAGAAGGGCCAGGUUAUGGAGCAGGGCACUCAUCACAGCCUUCUUGAGGACGAGAACGGUCUAUACUACGGACUUGUGCAUGCUCAGCAACUCUCCCUCGGUGAGCCUACCGAGGCCAACACGGACGACAGCGAAGAGGACCUCAAUACCAUUCUUCAGAGAGAAAAGAGCGCGGCGUACUCCGAAGCGGAACAAGUCAACGACAAAUCAAACGACAAGCCACCCAACCUCUUCAGCAGCUAUGGAAAGCUUAUAGUCGAACAACGCGCGCGAUGGCCUUUUUACAUCAUUAUCAUCCUGGCCGCCAUGGGCGGCGCCUCCUCCACUCCAUUGCAGGCUUGGUUGCUGGCCCAAGUCCUGAAUGUCUUCACAAUUCAAGAUCCUGGAGAGAUCCGAAGCGAAGGCAACUUCUGGUCGCUGAUGUGGGCUGUUCUAGCCAUUGGCGUCGGUAUCAGCUACUUCUCCGUCAUCUACUCCGCCGUUUUCCUGCAGUACCGCAUCAGUGCUGUUUACAAACGCCAAUAUUUCGGGGCUAUCCUGUUUCAACGGACGUCCUUCUUUGACCAAGAGGAGAAUUCGCAGGGAUCACUGACAGCCAGGGUCUCCGGCGACCCCAAACAGCUUGAAGAGCUGCUUGGCAUCAACAUUGCUUUCCUUCUCAUGGGCAUGCUCCAGGUUAUUGGUGCCCUGUCAAUCGCUUUUGCCUUCGGCUGGAAGUUGGCCCUCGUGGCCACAUUCGUGACCAUGCCCAUCGGCCUGUUCUCGGCCUACUGGAGAUUCAAGUAUGAAAUGCAGUUUGAUCAGAUGAACGGCGCCGUGUUUGCGGAGAGUGCCAAGUUUGCAGCUGAGGCCAUCGGCGCUUUCCGCACCGUUUCGGCCCUGACACUGGAGGAUACCAUCAACAGACGCUACGGAACCCUUCUCAACGAUCUGAGAAGCAAUGCUCUGAAGAAGGCGUGGCUGGCCUCGUUUAUUGUGGCCUUUGCUGAAAGCUCCGGGCUCGGCUGCCAAGGUCUCAUCUUCUGGUACGGCGGACGACUCUUGGCCAGUCGGGAAUACGACAUGGUCGCCUUCUUUGUCUGCUUCAUGGCAGCUAUUCAGGGUGCCGAGGCGGCCGGACAGGCCCUCAGCUUCGGGCCUAACGCGGCUCAGGCCAGCGCUGCUGCGAGCCGCAUCAUCAAGAUGCGCGACUCCCGAAACCUCGACGAGCAUGCCGAGUCGGCGACCAUUCCUGACACCGAAGGCGGUGUCAAGAUUGAGCUGCGGGAUGCUCACUUCAAGUAUCCUACUCGCAACGUGUCCGUCUUCAAGGGUAUCAACCUCACUGUCGAGAAGGGCCAGUUCGCCGCCUUGGUCGGAGCGUCUGGCUGCGGCAAGACCUCCAUCGUGUCGCUGAUGGAGCGCUUUUACGAUCUGACCCAAGGCGACAUCCUCUGCAACGGCAAGAGCAUAUACGAUCUGAACAUAUACGAGUACCGCAAGGCCUUGUCGUUGGUUGCUCAGGAACCCAACAUGUUCCAAGGCACCAUCCGCGAAAACAUUCUGCUCGGCAUCGACGGGGACGUGCCAGACGAGCGACUCCACGCCAUCUGCCGCGACGCAUCCAUCCACGACUUUAUCGUGUCCCUGCCCGAGGGCUAUAACACCGACAUUGGCUCCAAGGGUGUAUCUCUUUCUGGCGGCCAGAAGCAGCGCAUCGCCAUUGCGCGUGCGCUUGUCCGCGAUCCCAAGAUUUUGCUCCUCGAUGAGGCGACCAGCUCGCUCGACUCCGAGUCGGAGAAGCUCGUGCAGGCGGCGUUUGAGCGCGCCAGCAAGGGCCGCACCAUGCUCGUCGUCGCACACAGGUUGGCGACUGUCCAGAACGCCGACGUCAUCUUCGUCAUGGGCGAGGGUAAAGUGCUGGAGAAGGGCAACCACGUGGAGCUUUUGAAGAAGAAGGGCGUCUACUGGCACAUGUGCCAGAGCCAGGCUCUCGAUCGCUAA